Pleurotus ostreatus (oyster mushroom) is the source of this 1755-nucleotide messenger RNA. RefSeq lists its product as uncharacterized. The coding region runs from base 1 to 1755 and encodes 584 amino acids. The transcript has 12 exons. NCBI's taxonomy places the organism in Eukaryota, Fungi, Basidiomycota, Agaricomycetes, Agaricales, Pleurotaceae. The record is from RefSeq and is a predicted model, not a curated record.
AUGAAUGAAACUAACAAUGCUAGCAUACCGGCUAAUGAGCUUGUCAUUGCCCAUACUCCUGGUAGUCACCUAACUCUCAGGAUGAAGUCUGUCUUUGCCUUAGCCAUCCUUGCCGCAACCUUGGCUGCUGCCAAACCAGCCAAUGACUGGAGCAAGCCUUGCUUUGACGGAGAGUGUGCCUAUGAUCUCCCUGGCACCAAGGAGACCGGUUCCGCCACCUUGAAGCUCUCCGGCGCCGCGAAGGCAAUUACAGACAUCACCCCCGCAGCUGGGUGGAUUGUCCUCGACUGUGACCCUCAUGCACUCUCGCAGGAAAUCCGCCUCGUUUGCAAGGGCGAUGACGAAGCUAGCUGUGGGCACCUGUUCGAACACGGUCCCGAGCACAAAGUCGUCCGUCUCCCCGAGAGCUGCGGUGCUGGUCCUUUCGGUAGGAUCGUUUCCGCUGCUGUCGCUGAAGACCAGAAUGUCCCCGGACACGUCCAGUUGGUCCGUCGGGAUGGAGUUGAACCUCAAGUGCACAUCCUUCAAGUUGACGAUAGAUGGGAUUUGGCCGACGUCUCCAAGACUGGGGACAUUAAUUUCACUUUCCUCGGUUCUUCAAUCACUGGCCCCGUUGGCAAGAUGAACCACGAGGAAUUCAACGCGCGUGAUGUCCACUUGUCUGUUCGUAGUCCUGAUGGAUGGAGUGCUUUCUUCACCAAGGCCAUCGCCGCCUUGAAGUCGGCAGCCACGGAAAUCAAAGACGGUAUUGCUGACAAGACCAAAGUCGAGAUCGAGUUGGAGCAGAUCAAGCUAGUGUACGAAUCAAAGGGCGAGAAGAAGCACGACAUUCUCCCCAAGAAAGAAAUUGACUGCGGGUGGGGCAAGGCCUCUGUUGCGGCAGACAUCACCGCUUCAUACCAGAUCCACGCCCAUGUUGGUGCUGCCAUCACCGGCUCUCUCAUUCCACCGAAGGUGAACGAGAUUGCGACUCUCGCCGGUUUCAGUGGAGACACCAAGGUCCAUCUUCAUAUCAAAGCUGAAGCUGAGGCCCAGAAGACGGUCACCUGGCCUAUCUUACCUCCAGUCAACCCAACUCCUCUUCAAAUUCCAGGAGUCAUCAGCUUUGGCCCACAUGUCCAGGUUGAUGCGUCAGCUGAUGUCGCCAUCAAGCUCUCCGGAGACAUUGACAUCGGCGCCGACUUCGCUAUCAAAGAUGUUGAGUACUGGUACCCUGAGAAGGUUGAGAAGCCAGUCCAUGUAGUCGAGGAGAAGGCCAGCCCGCUCAAGCUCAACGCCGAUGCUAACGCUAAGGGAUCCAUUACUGCCUCUAUUCACAUCACCCCCAAGCUUUCGCUCGGUAUCGAAGGCCUGUCCGGAAAUGCAAAGGCAAAUGCCUUUGUUUCCGUCGAUGGCUACGUCACUGGCGAAAUCAAGGGUGAAGGACAUGCGUCUGCUACGAAGAGGUCUCACUCCCGCGAUUUGGCCCUGCGCGACGGUGACAGUGCCGGUGCCGGUUACUCUGGUUCGUUUGAUAUCAAGGCCGGAGUCAAGAUAAAGGGUGGUUUCGACGGGAAAAUCCUUAGUCUCGUAGAGAAGACUCACUCUAUUGACAUCUGGUCCCACGAGUGGCCCCUCUACAAGAAAUCUUGGUCUGGAGGCAAGGCGAAACGCGAAUUCUCCGAAAUUCCAUCUUCUGCCUUAGUCUCUCGUACUAUCGAUGGUGACCACGGGUGCCCCGCGGCCAAACCUGCUCUGUCUGACACAAAGGCCUAG